Umbelopsis ramanniana AG is the source of this 805-nucleotide messenger RNA. RefSeq lists its product as uncharacterized. The record is from RefSeq and is a predicted model, not a curated record. NCBI's taxonomy places the organism in Eukaryota, Fungi, Mucoromycota, Umbelopsidomycetes, Umbelopsidales, Umbelopsidaceae. The transcript has a single exon. Bases 208 to 447 code for a protein of 79 amino acids.
GGUGAAAUUAAGGACGACGGUUGUUUUGGUGUAUAGUAAAAAAAAUGGGGGAAUAUAUAUAUCGCACGCAACGGGUUACACUUGAUAAGUCAGAAUUGGUCACAUAAAGAACCAAAUUUCCCAUGCCGAAAUGUUGUGAUUUGAUCAACUAUCUUAAUUUUAUAAUGUAGCUAGGAUGCAUAAUUAAUCAGAGUAUCGUCUUGUGCUAUGAAUGACAAAGUAUUGGUUGGAUUGCUGCGGAGAGGCGGAGAAUCCAAUGGACUUUUUGCGCUUCCUUACAUAGCAGGUAUUUCUUUCCUUUUUUGCCUACUGCUUGAAGGGAAGGGAAAAAUUGCUGCUGCAAAAAGAGACGGCUCGGCUAUAGAUAUCUUCACUCUCUUAUGCUUCGUUGCAUCAUCCUGUAUAUACACUGACUCUUGGGUGCUGAAGCUUCUUUCUGGAUGUUAGGAUAAUCCGGCACAGCAAUUUUUCAGACUCAAAAUCUGGUUUGAAAACAUCCCUGUAUGUAAAGUGAAGGUAAAAGUCUUCAUUAAUUUUGAAGAUCAAGUCAUGGCAUUUGCAUUUGCGAAAUAUCUAUUUCGUCGCUCUUAAAUUUAAAUGCUGAAGCUUUGUUUAUCAGUGUUGGAGUGUGCAUGUCAGCGCUCACCGGCUCAUUGAGCGGCGGAAAAAAAAAAGGUAUAGACGGAUAGGAAGGCAGGAAAAGCGCCCAGGCUAGCAUGCAGUAUCUCGUAUACUCACUCAAACGCGCUAAAGACAGCUUCACUUGUACGUAUCAUGCAACUUUGCGGACGCCCUUUCAACUCUA